CCUCCUGGAGGGAACCGACCCCGAGAGCGGCGCUCCCUAUGCGGGUACAUCUGAACCUUCUUUUAUUGCUAAAAGUGAAGACCGUUUGUUUAAAGACUUAUUUGAAGACUAUGAAAGAUGGGUUCGCCCAGUGGAACGCUUGAAUGAUACAAUAAAAGUGAAAUUUGGCCUUGCAAUUACCCAGUUGGUGGAUGUGGAUGAGAAAAAUCAAUUGAUGACAACAAAUGUUUGGUUGAAGCAGGAGUGGGUUGAUGUAAAAUUGAAAUGGGACCCUAAAGACUACGCUGGAAUAACAUCUAUUCGUGUCCCUUCAGAUUCAAUAUGGAUUCCAGACAUUGUUUUAUAUGACAAUGCAGAUGGCCGUUUUGAAGGAACAUCGACAAAAACAGUAGUGAAACAUGAUGGUACUAUUGCUUGGACUCCUCCAGCAAAUUACAAAAGUUCCUGUACUAUAGAUGUCACUUAUUUUCCAUUUGACCUCCAAAACUGCACCAUGAAAUUCGGCUCCUGGACUUACGAUGGUUCGCAAGUUGAUAUAAUUCUUGUAGAUGAAGACGUUGAUAAGAGGGACUUCUUUGAUAAUGGAGAAUGGGAAAUAGUAACUGCAACUGGGGUCCGACGGAACAGAACGGAUGGAUGUUGCUGGUAUCCGUUUAUUACAUACUCGUUUAUAAUUAGACGUCUGCCUCUCUUUUAUACGCUGUUCCUCAUUAUUCCCUGUAUAGGGUUGUCAUUCUUAACUGUCCUUGUUUUCUAUCUUCCAUCCUAUGAAGGUGAGAAAAUCUCUCUGUGCACAUCAGUGCUGGUGUCCUUAACUGUCUUUCUUCUUGUCAUUGAAGAAAUCAUACCCUCGUCUUCUAAAGUUAUACCGCUUAUUGGCGAGUAUUUGGUAUUCACGAUGAUUUUUGUGACACUGUCUAUUGUCAUCACUGUCUUUGCUAUUAAUGUUCACCAUCGAUCCUCAUCGACACAUAAUGCGAUGGCACCUUGGGUCCGCAAGAUAUUUCUUCACAAACUUCCCAAACUACUUUGCAUGAGAAGCCAUGUCGAUAGGUACUUUGCUCAGAAGGAGGAGACCAGCAACACCAAUGGAUCAGAGCCCUCUAGGAAUACCUUGGAAGCAGCUUUAAAUUCUAUCCGGUACAUUACGAGGCACAUUGUCAAGGAGAACCAAGUACGUGAGGUUGUUGAGGACUGGAAAUUUAUAGCUCAGGUGCUUGAUCGUGUGUUCUUGUGGACAUUCCUUCUGGUUUCAAUUAUUGGAUCACUGGCACUAUUUAUUCCUGUAAUUCAUAAAUGGGCAAGCAUAAUAGUACCAGUCCAUAUUGGAAGUGUUAAUAAAUGAAGGUGUAGGUAGGGAUCAAGUUGUAUCAAUCUUUCUAGGAGUAUUAAUCUCAAAGACAUAGUUGUGAAAUUAUUUGACAUACU
Elgaria multicarinata webbii is the source of this 1428-nucleotide messenger RNA. It is a transcript of the gene CHRNA5, whose product is annotated as cholinergic receptor nicotinic alpha 5 subunit. NCBI's taxonomy places the organism in Eukaryota, Metazoa, Chordata, Lepidosauria, Squamata, Anguidae. Bases 215 to 1345 code for a protein of 376 amino acids. The transcript is spliced from 6 exons. The record is from RefSeq and is a predicted model, not a curated record. Gene Ontology annotation, cellular component: synapse; neuron projection; plasma membrane. Gene Ontology annotation, molecular function: acetylcholine-gated monoatomic cation-selective channel activity; acetylcholine receptor activity. Gene Ontology annotation, biological process: regulation of membrane potential; signal transduction; response to nicotine.